Baudoinia panamericana UAMH 10762 is the source of this 999-nucleotide messenger RNA. RefSeq lists its product as uncharacterized. The coding region runs from base 1 to 999 and encodes 332 amino acids. Lineage: Eukaryota; Fungi; Ascomycota; Dothideomycetes; Mycosphaerellales; Teratosphaeriaceae. The record is from RefSeq and is a predicted model, not a curated record. The transcript has 3 exons.
AUGGCGACAAAGUGUGUACAUAAAGGAUGUGGAAAGGCGUUCACAGAUUCAGACGAGCCAUGUAGCUAUCACCCUGGACCGCCCGUCUUCCACGAGGGCCAAAAAGGUUGUCGGCUCUGGCCUCGUAACCACGUACUUACUGUGACAGGCUGGAAAUGCUGCAAGCCUCGCGUUCUCACUUUCGAUGAGUUCAUGAACAUCCCACCCUGCACAACCGGCAAGCACAGCACUGUCGAUGACACACCCACACCAGAACCACAGCCCAGCAACGAGGAUAUUGAAGCCAAGAUCAAAGCACAAAAGGAAAACCAAGAUAGCUUGCCGCCGGCGAUAGCGCGGAAUCCGGUCGCCGCCCAACCAGCGCGGCCGACACCUUCACCCGCACCACCAGAUGUGGAAGAGGACGACGAUCCAGACCUCCCCGUUCCAGAAGGUGCGGCCUGCAAGCGGAAAGCCUGCGGAGCAUCUUACAAGGCAGGGCAGAGUAGAGAGGGCGAGGACUGCGUGCAUCAUCCGGGCCGAGCACUGUUCCAUGAAGGCAGCAAAGGAUGGACGUGCUGUAAGCGGCGCGUGCUGGAAUUUGACGAAUUCAUGAAAAUACCCGGCUGCACGACCAAAAAGCGGCAUUUGUUUGUCGGAGCGAAGAAAGAUCCGAACGCAGAGGAGCUGGUAAACGAAGUGCGGAACGACUUCUACCAGACAGCCAGCACUGUUAUAGCGUCGCUGUAUUUGAAGAAGAUCGAGAAAGACAGGUCACGCGUGGUAUUCGCGGAUGACAGGACGGUGGAGCUGGAUCUGCAUACGAGCGAUCAUAAACAGUAUAAAACGAAUCUGAGCACAUUCGGCACGAUAGUGCCAGACAAGAGCAGUUUCAAGAUCAUGGGCACUAAGCUGGAAUUGACGCUUGCUAAGGCAGACGGGGUAGGUUGGCCGGUAUUACGAGCAGACGAUCCGCAUACAGGCGAGAUCAUCCAAGCUGGAAGGGCUAGCCGAGUUUGA